AGUCCCGUCCUACCUCCCGACACUUCCGGCCUGGGUGGCUGGGGCGUCCGCUGACGGGGCGGUGGCAGGUUCGGCUAUGGUGCUGCUGGAGAGCGAGCAGGUGUGCGCGGGCGCGCUGGCCGCUGCGGGGCGGAGGCGGCGCGGGGCACGGGGCCGAUUCCUGACGGAGCUGACCAGGCUUUUCCAGAAGUGCCGGCUGUCGGGCAGCGUGUUCAUCACCCUGAAGAAGUAUGACGGUCGCACCAAGCCCAUCCCCAGGAAGGGCUCCGUGGAGGGCUUCGAGCCCGCGGACAAGUGCCUGCUGCGAGCCACUGACGGCAAGAAGAAGAUCAGCACGGUGGUGAGUUCCAAAGAAGUGAAUAAGUUUCAGAUGGCUUAUUCAAACCUGCUGAGAGCCAACAUGGAUGGUCUGAAGAAGAGGGACAAAAAGAGCAAGAGUAAGAAGAGCAAAGCAGCACAGUGAAGGACCCCAGAUUUCUUGCUUUCACCAACCACUGAAUUUCUAUGCUUUCUUUUGGUUCCCUUAUAAUAACUUUUCAUCAUUUUGGAUGGAAGAAUGCUGUGUUUUAAUGCUGUAGGAGCUUUGUUUAUUGUGAAUGCUCCAUAGGUCUGUGUUGCUUAGUUAUAGAUUCCUGGAUUACAUUUUAAAGUCUUUACAGCCAUCUGUAUGAAGAGCAAUGUAUCAUUAAAUUUGUCUAUCAAUGCUGACUCUCUCCCCCCCCCCACUCCAUUUAAUAGUUUCUAGCAAUAACUACUGAUUUGGAAAUUGUGUGAUUCUAGAUAGAAUUUAGCUCUGUCUCCUAACCUAAUGGAUGAUUUUAUAAAAUGUUGUGGUAUGAGUAUUCUUAGUAUUUGGCUAUAUAAUAAUUUGGUUGUAAUACUUAUGGUUCCUUUAGCAAACUUGAGUAUUUACAACCAAAUGACUUGCUUAACCAUGAGCAUAUUACAAAAUCACCAAGAAUAAAAAUUUCUGCCCUGGGGACAUAGUAUAAUUAUACAUUCUUGCCUGAGGCUGCUAGGUUCCAUGUUCAAUCCAACACUACUAUAAGCCAGAGCUGAGCAGUGCUCUGGUUUAAAAUAAAAUGUCCAAGUUAA
This is a messenger RNA of Erinaceus europaeus (western European hedgehog), 1095 nucleotides long. RefSeq names its product signal recognition particle 14 (gene SRP14). Gene Ontology annotation, molecular function: endoplasmic reticulum signal sequence receptor activity; 7S RNA binding. Lineage: Eukaryota; Metazoa; Chordata; Mammalia; Eulipotyphla; Erinaceidae. The coding region runs from base 77 to 463 and encodes 128 amino acids. Gene Ontology annotation, biological process: SRP-dependent cotranslational protein targeting to membrane. Gene Ontology annotation, cellular component: signal recognition particle, endoplasmic reticulum targeting. The transcript is spliced from 5 exons. The record is from RefSeq and is a predicted model, not a curated record.